Paramecium octaurelia is the source of this 681-nucleotide messenger RNA. NCBI's taxonomy places the organism in Eukaryota, Ciliophora, Oligohymenophorea, Peniculida, Parameciidae. The record is from the annotation of a GenBank genome assembly.
AUGAAUAAUUCCUCAAUUGACAUAUUCAAAACUCCAUUUCGAAAGUUUUAACAAGACCUUUAUUUGAUAGAUUAAUGUAAAGCAUGAUCAAAACACCUACCAAGCCUAUCCCUUCUAAAACUGUUUAAUCAUUUAACAUCGCUUAUCCUACUGCAGCCAAUGCCAUUUAAUUUAAUCCACUACCAGGCCCUGGUACUUACAAUCCAUCCAAGCCUAAACGAAACAACAAAAUUAAGUAUCAAUUAAGCUAUCCUCAGCUUUUCUGCCUCUCAAAGGCAACCUCUAAUUUCCAAGCAAAAUUCUAAAUUGGGCCCAGGCAGUUUUGAACCAAAAAAAAUAUCAGCAACUUCUGUUAAAAUUGGAACAUCGAAAAGACCACCAUUGGCAAUUCCUACUUCAGCUCCUUUACCUGGAAAAUAUGAAUACUAAUCAAAAAUAAUUGAAUCUUAAGGUAUUGUUUUCAAAGGAAGCUCCUACGAUCCAAUUAUUAAAGAAAUUCAUUCAAGGCCUGGCCCAGGAAUCUAUAAUCCAGAAAAAAAAAGUUCAUCACCUCAAUAUCUCUUCCCUAAAAGUUAAAGACAUGACUUUACAAAACAAAAACGAGGGAUUCCUGGACCAAUUUAUGAGAUAGAAGUAAAACCUCAAACUCCAUAAUAUUCUUUUGGAAAAUGCAAAAGAUGA